Molecule: messenger RNA, 875 nt
Organism: Acaromyces ingoldii
Lineage: Eukaryota; Fungi; Basidiomycota; Exobasidiomycetes; Exobasidiales; Cryptobasidiaceae
Product: PEBP-like protein
Exons: 1
Coding region: 70-720 (216 amino acids)
Biological process (GO): regulation of proteolysis; regulation of Ras protein signal transduction
Molecular function (GO): peptidase inhibitor activity; phospholipid binding
Source: RefSeq, a predicted model, not a curated record
GAGAAGGAUGAUCCCUUGAGACCAGAGUGGCAUUUCCUGUCCUUUUUUCUUCUACCUCUUCAGCCCACCAUGAGACUGUCAACAAUACUCGCUGCUAUUGUGACCUUUACGUCUGUGCAAGCCUCGCCCGUCGAGCGCCGUGCACCACAAACCGGCGACUGCAUCACACCGACCUCCUCGGCGCUUCAGAAGGAGCGUACAGUCUUGCUUGCUUCGAAGCUGAUCCCAGAUAUCUACGAUGACUUUGAGCCAUCCACGACGGUCGCAGUCUAUUACCACGGUGACUUCGUGCCAUAUAACGCCUCGCAGGGCGCACUGGACACAUUGACGGCACCUUCCGUCUACUUUCCAAAGCCCACCCGCGAUGGCGACGACACGACAUACACGCUCAUCAUGAAUGACCCCGAUGCGCUCGGCGAUGCCCUGGGCCCCUCGUUCCUGCACUGGAUCCGGCGCGGGCUGAAACCGUCAUGUGACACGCCAGCCACAGACGGAGGCCAGGAUGUCCGCGUCUACAUCCCGCCGACGCCGCCGCCGCUGUUGCCGCCCACGGCACACCGGUAUGCGCUCACGAUCCUGCGAGAACCAAAGGGAGGUUACGCGCCCGACGUGCUCGAGAACCUGCUCAAAUCGGCCUCCUUUGAUCUGAGGGCAUACCAACAGGAGACAGGUGCCAAGGUCAUUGGUUCGACCUACUUCUUGGGCAGCUUUACCGCCUAGAUGUCAGUCCUUGCUCCUGUUUCUUGCAAGCAGGGGCCUUUCUCUCCGCCGCAGUAAUGCGCAACAGAAUGGCUCGUCAGUGAUGUGUCUGUCUGCAGUGGCGAGUCUCUGAAGGUUCAAGGCAUUGCAGUAAGAGUGCGCAAAUGGUAAAAGUA